This is a messenger RNA of Perca fluviatilis (European perch), 5136 nucleotides long. Its product is annotated as probable assembly chaperone of rpl4. Bases 144 to 1403 code for a protein of 419 amino acids. NCBI's taxonomy places the organism in Eukaryota, Metazoa, Chordata, Actinopteri, Perciformes, Percidae. The transcript is spliced from 11 exons. The record is from RefSeq and is a predicted model, not a curated record. Gene Ontology annotation, molecular function: protein binding. Gene Ontology annotation, biological process: cell division.
UUAGGGCAUGCGCACUGCACUCGUAGCGCAACUGAGCUUGCUUUCCACGCGUGUAGAUUCCAUACUGUCUGGUAGAUUCACACUUUGUGAAAAGUCUGUUUAGAGGACAAAUUGUGAAAAUAUAAGCUGUAUUUUUCACCACUAUGGGAGGACAGGCAAAGGGAAAAAAGAAAAGCAAGCCGAAGAGGAAGGAGAACCGCCCAAACACAGAUGCAGGGUUUGUUGGAUUAUCACCUCAAGAAAGGAUGAAACUAAGAGUACAUGAAAAAGCCAAGAAGAAGACAGCUGAGAAGUACUCUGUGCAACAGCUACUAGAGAAGACAGAGGAAUGCAUGGACAGUUUUGACUUUGAGAUGGCUGGUCUUUUCUGUCAACGAGCCCUGGAUGUGGACUCCACCAACCUGCUAGCUCUAGACAUGCAGGGACACAUCUGCUCUGAACUAGGAGACACACAGAAAGCUAAAGGAGCUUUUCUGCGUGCAGUGGAGCUGAGCCCAGAUGUAGGCCACAGUAAGUAUAUGUACCUGGGACAAAUCCACACAGGCCAGGAGGCUGUGGACUACUACACUAAAGGAAUACAAGUCCUUCUGUCGGCAUUGGACAAACAAGUACAGACCACACAGGCUCAGGCCGGAGCUGCUGCCCCACCAGAUGAGGACACCGAGCUCCCCACAGCGAAGGAUGUUUGUGUAGCCUACUGCUCCAUGGCCGAGAUUUACCUAACAGACCUCUGCAUGGAAGAGGGAGCUGCAGACAAGUGCAAAGAUUUCAUUGAGAGAGCAUUACAGUAUCGCCAUGACAACCCUGAGGCUCUACAGCUCAUGGCAAGUUACCUGUUCAGUACAGAGAGAAACCAGGAAGGCAAAGAAUACCUGUUGAAGAGUGUUGCAUUGUGGCUACCUAUCCAGAAACAGAGUGCAGCGUCUUCCAGCACAGAGGAAGACAUGCAGAAUGAGAUUCCACCGUACGAGUCUCGCGUCACCACAGCCAAACUGCUCAUUGAGUCUGAGGAAUAUGAGAUGGCAGUAGAUGUGCUGGAGGGUCUUCUGGAGGAAGAUGAUGAGGUCGUCCAGGUUUGGUAUCUCUCCGGCUGGGUGUGCUACCUCCAGUUUGAAAAAGCAAAGGAGCAGCAAGAAAGAGAGGGAAGAGAAGUGAUGGAGGAGGACACGGAAGAGUGGAAGGCAUUGAAGGAGGCGGGCAGAUCAUACCUGACCAAUGCUAAGAAGCUGUACAGUAAGCUGCGAUGUGAUGACCAGCCGAUGUUGGAGCAUGUGGACCAGCUGCUAGGCGACCUGGGUGGAGAGCUGGAGGGAGAGGAGGGAGACCCAGUCUUGGAUGAAGACUAUGAACCCUGUAGUGAUGAAGAGGAGGAGGGUAAUGCAGAGGCACCCAUGGAACACUGACCACAGCCCCCUUGAUUGUAUUCUGCGAUUUAUCUCUCUCCCCCCACCAUCAUGUUUCCCUCUAGUUAAAUUUUUCUAGCGCACUCUCUGAAGUGAAGUGAGUUGUUUCUGGCUAUCCUUUUACACCAGUUUAUCAAAGAUGCAAUUUGAAAUCAGGUGAGAUGCAUAAAAAGAGUGGCAUUAAAAGCUGCAGUCUACUCAAUCUCAAUCUCUCAGUCAGUUGUUUACUGCUAUUGGUGAAAUAAGUGCAUACUUGAGUAAUGCUUCCCUUAAUCUCCUUGACAGAUGCUGAUGAAAGAAAUUAGUUUUAGAGCUUUACUUCUUACCAGCAGCAAAAGCAAAACACCUUUGAAUGUUUUUACCUCUUAUACACACACAUUGGUUCCUGCAAACAAACAUACACAGCACAUGUGCACAAACUGUACAAAAUUAUACAAAAGCUGCACAUUAAUUACUUUUGCUGUCCAUCAAUACAGCAGCAGCAGCAGCAACAGUGUUUUUCUCUCAGACUGCAGUGACGUGAAAUAUCUCAACGGGAUGUAAGCAUUAUUAGAAAACUGUGUCUGCCAACAAACAGUCAAAUCUAUCUUUACAUGUAACGGUUCUAAUAUUCCAAGUUUAUAUGCGAUUCUUAAAUGUUUACAUUAUUCAGUUUAUUCUGCUGCUUUGGGUUUUUUCCCCUUUUUUGUUAACUCAUUGGAUUCAACAAGGCAAGACACAAUAGAGAGAAUUUGACAUUAACUUAUGCAGCAUGCGUUUCUCUCUGCUAGGCUGUUCAAAGUGGCUGGUACAAUGCCUUUCAGAAGGGAGAGACGGGCAACUCUGUCUUCUUUUUUUCCCCAACUAGUUUUCACAUAGCAGCCUUUUAAAAUUCUCAGACAGGGUUAUGUAUUGAAAUGGCAUGGGCCAGUGUGAUGAAAUGGCACAAUAAUGGGCGUAUGCUUUUUACUUUCUUUUACAUAUUUUACAAUUGAGUGCAGCAAGGUAAAGAGCAAGAGUUUGUACCAAAUAGACAACAGCUACACAUGGAGCUACUCUCUAUGGACAGUAAAGAAUAUAAUGUUUUAACUCUUUUUGUAACUAACAGCAAGAAACAAUUUGCUUUAGCAAAAUUUGGAUUUACUGGCCCAAUUUAAUCAGUAUCUAAUUAAUUUUUAAACACAAUGAAACAUUUUUUAAACUUGUUUCUAUGCACCUUGCAAAAUAUAUUGGACACACACAACAGUGUGUCGAUCCCUGAUAUAGCUAUAUUUAUGAGUUUUUUUUCUCCAUAAACUGACAUUUUCUCCGCAAAUACCUUUAGUUGUGGGACUGUGACGUGCAUGCUGUAACACACGUACAGUAUACCACAGAGUUUAUCUCCAUGCACCAUGCCUGUUAACAAACACAACACACCACAGGCAUCUACUACUGCGCGGCCCCUUUGAAGAAUUUCAUAACCGGUAAAAAGGAACGUUAUCUGAGAUGCUGCUCCUGAUAGCGACCCCGCUACAAGCUGAGAGGCCUGUUCGGGAAUACAGGGGUUCAGAUACCAUGAUCUGAUUGUGUCCGUUUGUGUUUAAGGAGCAUAAAAUAAAGCUCAGGAGAACAAAUAUGAUAAUGUGUAUAUAUGCUGCAUAUAUUGAUAGCUUAAUGUGAUAUGAUGUGUUAUUUGUGGACCCGACUUUGCUGAGAAAUAUUCAUAUCUGUGAUGUUUAAUGUAUGAUAAUGCACCAGGAAUACAGGCCUAGAGGACUGACUACCUGGAGCGAUGCUGUCAUCUAGCAUUUGGCUUUAUAAGUGUGUGUGUGUGUGUGUGUGCGCGUGCGGGUGUGUGUGCGGGCGCGCGUCUCAUCUGCAGUGCGGUCUGAUUAAUGACUCCAAGGGUGAGUGAACAUCGGCGGUCAGCCCUUUCUGGUUAUUCUGAGCUGACCUAGUGUGAGUGGGUCAUAGUGGACACAAAGCCUCAGGUGAUCUCAAAAUCCUUGGCCAUUCUCGAACCUGUGUAUCAUCCUCAGCGCUGCAGGAAUGUUUUCUCUUGCUGAGAGAGGGGAGUGCAGUUUCUACACAAGGACACACAUUCAAUCACGUGGAAAGGACACUCACUGUUUACUUGCAUUCUUUCCCGCUCUAUGCUGAAAAUCGUUUUCUGAAAUGCCAGAAUGUCACUGAGAUGCCAAAGCACAGAAAUAAUCAGCCUUGUAUAAAUAUAUUGCCACUUCGCAGCAAUGCAAUGUUUUUGUCUUUGUUUCAAAUGUCCAUGAAUUAACAAAUAUAUGCAUAAACAAAAAAAUCAUUACAUUGCAUGCAUAGUUGGUGCCUGAGGUGCAUUCAUACAUAAAGCAGAUUUCUCUUUUUUUAUACCUGUAUGUCAAGAUGUCUUUGGUGACCAUAGCAGCAUGUGUUCGGUCUCCAGGGAAACCAACUCAUAAUAAGUAUUUGUGUGUGUGUGCCUGUAUGUGUUUUUUAAUAAUCGACGGUAAUGAGAUGAGCCGAGUGGAGAAUAAUCCUGGAUUAACAUCUUAAAAAUGCAUGUGUUGUCAUAACAACAUCCUGAUUGGGAUUUAAUACAAAUACACAAACACUCAGUAACCAUACACACACACACACACACACACACACACACGCACACGCGCGCACACACACACACACACACACGCACAGCAACCACCAAUUGUCUGUGCAUCAGAUAGCUGAAUGCUACAAGCUGUGUAUGCAUGUGCUGUUUCUCCCGUGUUGGUUUAUGUGUGUAUCGUUGACUUAAUUAGAGACUUAAGCGGGGUGCUCCUCUGAGGGGAUUAAAGGGAAAAUUAUCAGAAUCUGGAGACUUAAGGCUGAAACCAGUUAAACGGAAACAGGAGGAGGAAGAUCAGUACUCGGAGGAUAAAGGAGUUUGAGAGGCAGUUCUACUGUUUAUAUUCAGUCGCAUGUUCAUUUAUGUGAAUUGUCCUCUUGAAGUCCCGCACAAGCAUUCAGAUAUUUCUUCAAGGUGUACAAGCUAUUCUUCCAAGCUCUCAAAGCUGCUAUUUGGAUGUGUUUGAAUCAUGGAGUUUAAUGGAUAUUCAAUGAUAGAUAGAGAAAGGAAUUCAGACAAGCAGGACAAAGAAGAGGAAGGACAAUAUCGAUUUGAGGAUUGACAGAUAGACACUGCAUGUCACUCACCUACAUCCCUCUCUUAAUGCUGUGGCUGUGGAUUCAAACUGUGAAUUAAUGACGUAAUGGGAGCGAUGGUUGUCUGACCCAAGGCUUUUCCUGACAGCCACAGUGAGAAGCCAUGAAUCAAGUGACCUUUCUCCUCUUCAGUGCAACCAUUUGGGAUGGAUUUACUGGGUAGUGGAUGCAGUGUGUGUGACCUAGGAAACGCUCUGCAGCUGAUUGAUUGACACAAAGGGUUAAUACUCACAGCUUUGUGGGGAUUAAUGUGAUCAUUAAAAGGUGACGUGGUUUGUCUCAGACUGGUCUUAUUGGGAAAAUGUGUGUUUUUCCUCUAAUCCAUAAGGCAAGAGGUCGCUGUCCAUUAUAUGAUUCCUUUGAUUGUUUUACUGUGUAUGAAAUAUUUGUUGAGGAAAUGUUUCCGUGAGAACUGUUUUUCUCUCCAUUGUGUCCUGCAGAAACUCAUUACAUCUUAUAAUUAACUCCGAAAAGUCAUCUUUAUCAUUGAUCUGCAUUUUUAGUCAAUAUGGCUAUUUUAGACUAUCCUGCUGCUUCUAUUGUCUGAGGGUUGAAUGUGUUCAUAAAUCUCUGCAUGCAUGAA